AUGUUCGUAACCUUCUGUUGUUUUGACGUGUUCCGCUCUAGAGGGGGGCAGAACGAAUUGGACGGUCAAGAUCCACCUCCGUUACCUCCUCGUCGAGGUGCUCUUUUCGAAGUACCCUCUGGCAUCCGACCUGUACUUCAACGCACCGGCAUCGAAGUGCUUUGCUGGGGCGUAAGAAAUAUGCGCAAGUUCCAGUUGAUGAGCGUCAACUCACCCUCAGUAGAGAUCGAGAUCGGCGGAAAUCGAGUUGAAUCGAGCGUGAUAAAGAACGCCAAGCGCAACCCGAACUUCAACAGCCCUUUGCUCUUUCUCGACGUCAUGAUGCCCAAAGAGGAGUUGUACACACCGCCAAUGAACGUGGGCGUCCGUGACAAUCGACAGUUUGGUCGCAAGCCUAUUGUCGGACAGUUUCAGAUAACCGGUUUGGAAGCUUUCAGAAGGCUGGCUCUUAAUGCACAAUUCAAUCCGUUGGACAACUUCCCCAGCAAGUGA
This is a messenger RNA of Protopolystoma xenopodis, 492 nucleotides long. The record is from the annotation of a GenBank genome assembly. NCBI's taxonomy places the organism in Eukaryota, Metazoa, Platyhelminthes, Monogenea, Polystomatidea, Polystomatidae.